Molecule: messenger RNA, 354 nt
Organism: Arachis duranensis
Lineage: Eukaryota; Viridiplantae; Streptophyta; Magnoliopsida; Fabales; Fabaceae
Exons: 2
Coding region: 1-354 (117 amino acids)
Source: RefSeq, a predicted model, not a curated record
AUGGGAUUCGAGAAAGCGGGGGCCGAGAGGAAGCUGCAACUACAAGAAAAGGAGUGCCUUCGCCUAGAAGCAUAUGAGAACUCCAGGCUAUACAAAGAGAAGGUGAGGGCUGUGCAUGACAAGAACAUCAAGCGGCUGAGACUCAUGCCAGGCAAGCUGAGAUCUAGAUGGGAAGGUCCCUACAGAGUGGAAAAGGUUAAACCGUAUGGUAUUUUCCACUUGAGUCACCCUUCCAACCCUGGUGUCUUCAAGGUCAAUGGUCACCGCUUGAAGCUCUACCACGGUGAGCAGAUGAAGGACAACAAGGAGCUGGAGAUCUUCCUCUUGGAAGAUCCACCAGCAAAAGAAGACUGA